Mycetomoellerius zeteki is the source of this 786-nucleotide messenger RNA. RefSeq lists its product as uncharacterized. Bases 77 to 490 code for a protein of 137 amino acids. The transcript is spliced from 3 exons. Lineage: Eukaryota; Metazoa; Arthropoda; Insecta; Hymenoptera; Formicidae. The record is from RefSeq and is a predicted model, not a curated record.
AAUCUCAGCCGCAUCAAGAGCUGCAGCGAGUGCGCGCGGAAACUUUAAUUUCGUUCGUUCUUUUUUUAAUGAGAAAAUGUCACUAUUAAUUCUUUUCGGCGUUUUAUUGCAUUGUUGUGCAUUUGGUAUAUCGGAUGAACACGAGACACUGGUAGAUAAUCAUGUGUCAGGGGCAACAAAUGUGAUGAACGUGCCAUUAACACCUUCGCCAGAGAAUGUACGGCAAUUUCAAAGAAAUUAUCCUUUCCCUUCGCUCGGAUACAAACUGCAAAGAUGUCCUCUAUGCGAUAGUUCGAUUUAUCCUUAUUGUGGCGAGAAAUUGUUCCACGACGCCUGCUGCUGUACCGAUCCUUAUGAUUUACCUUAUCAAUGUAAAUUAGCAGACUGUCGAUUCCUGCAUGCCAACAGCUGCAGGGAGCACAGCUUGAUUGCCAACUGUUGUUGCAACGAUGAUUAUCGCACCCUUCUGAAGAGCUUAGCGCAGAAAUAAACCCACCACACAUCGUGUAUAUUUAUCAUUUGCAAAAUAUAUUACGAAUAAUAUAUACGACUGUAAUGUGAUAAUUUGGUCACUCCAAUAUCCCCUUAAUCAGUUCACUACUGGUAUUGAUUCAUACGAAUAUAUAAAAAAAAGUGCUACAUCUGGUAAUUACUCAUACGUGACCAUUUAAAAUAGAUUUGUUAUCAGCGACCUAAAAUACCCCUUAUAAGAUAAGCUUCCAUGUAAAUUAUUUACUUUUACCAGAUUUGACACAAAACGUUGAUUUCGGAUUCACCAGUGAACUU